Messenger RNA from Cornus florida, 1124 nucleotides. RefSeq names its product vesicle-associated membrane protein 721-like. Gene Ontology annotation, cellular component: membrane. The record is from RefSeq and is a predicted model, not a curated record. Gene Ontology annotation, biological process: vesicle-mediated transport. The coding region runs from base 232 to 897 and encodes 221 amino acids. The transcript is spliced from 5 exons. NCBI's taxonomy places the organism in Eukaryota, Viridiplantae, Streptophyta, Magnoliopsida, Cornales, Cornaceae.
UCUCUGUCACAACACACACACAAACACAGACACAAACACCGACACGCACUUUUCUCUCUCUCUCAAAAUAAAUACUGCACUCUCUCUUUCUCCCUCUCCACAAAAUAAAAUUCUUUGGCUCAUUGUCCCCCUUGUCGGCACGCCUCCUCUCCCUCUCUCUCCUCACAUUCUGGUUUCUCUCUCUACUUUCUCUCAGUAGAAGAAGGGCUAGGGUUUGUGUGUGAGAGAGAGAUGGGACAACAGUCGCUAAUCUACAGCUUCGUGGCCAGAGGAACGGUGAUUCUCGCUGAAUACACGGAAUUCAGCGGCAAUUUCACCAGCAUUGCUCAUCAGUGCCUCCAGAAACUCCCUGCCACCGACAACAAGUUCACCUACAACUGCGAUGGACACACCUUCAACUACUUCGUCGAUGACGGCUUCACUUAUUGUAUUGUUGCGGUGGAAUCUGCUGGCAGACAGAUUCCAAUGGUGUUUCUAGAGCGAAUUAAGGAGGAUUUUACCAAUAAAUAUGGUGGAGGAAAAGCUGCAACAGCUGUUGCUAAUAGUUUGAACAAGGAGUUUGGGCCUAAGCUGAAGGACCAAAUGCAGUACUGUGUGGAUCAUCCGGAAGAGAUUAGCAAGCUAGCAAAAGUGAAGGCUCAGGUUUCAGAAGUCAAAGGAGUGAUGAUGGAAAAUAUUGAGAAGGUUCUCGAUCGUGGAGAGAAGAUUGAGCUUCUUGUUGAUAAAACAGAUACUCUUCACUCUCAGGCACAAGAUUUCAGGUCACAGGGAACCCAAAUGAGGAGGAAGAUGUGGUUACAAAACAUGAAGAUAAAGCUGAUAGUUCUUGGUAUCCUCAUUGCUUUGAUUCUAAUCAUAAUUUUAUCGGUUUGUGGUGGCUCCAAAUGUAAUAACUAGUGUGUGAUCCUAGCACAUGCUUGCUUAGGAUGGUUGAGAGCACAUUGUUCCUUUCAGUCUAGUAUUUUUUGCUUACUUGUUUGCUAUGAUUUUUUUAUGUUUUUUUUUAAAUCCGGGGACACAUUUUGCCCUAGUGCUGUUCUCUGUUUUGUUGGUCUAUACCUGUAUAGUUUGUAAUCUGGAUUCCAUCAAUAUUGGUAUAAAAAAAGGUGGUAUUGUUAUGCUUC